This is a messenger RNA of Cavia porcellus (domestic guinea pig), 2539 nucleotides long. It is a transcript of the gene Ufsp2, whose product is annotated as UFM1 specific peptidase 2. Lineage: Eukaryota; Metazoa; Chordata; Mammalia; Rodentia; Caviidae. The transcript is spliced from 12 exons. Bases 163 to 1491 code for a protein of 442 amino acids. The record is from RefSeq and is a predicted model, not a curated record.
CCGCCGAUGAGAUUUACUGUGGUACGCUCCGCCGUAGUGCUGCCAGGCAUGCUGGGAGUUGUAGUCAUCCGGUCAGCGCCCUGACGCCGGCGAUGAAGCCACUUCCGGGCUGCUGGAAGGCCUUUGGCGUCCCUGUGGUUGCCACGUCGAGAAUCUGAAACUAUGGAUAUACUUUUCAGAAUAAGAGGAGGCCUUGAUCUGGCUUUUCAGCUAACAACUGCUGAUGAAAUUUUUAUCAAGAAGGUACUAAAACAUGUAUUGAGUGACCUGACAACCAAACUUUCUUCAAACGCACUCGUAUUCAGAAUAUGCCACAGUUCAGUGUAUAUAUGGCCUAAUAGUGGCAUAAACACCGUUCCAGGAGAACUGACUGAUAGCUCUGCUUGUAAGGACAUAAUGCGCUUUAUUCAAUUUGAACAGGAAGACAGAAAAAGAAAAUUCAUGAGAAAGAAAGAUAAACAGUUAUCAGACAUGCACCAAAUAGUAAAUAUAGAUCUUAUGCUGGAAAUGUCGACCUCUUUGGCAGCUGUAACCCCCAUUAUUGAAAGGGAAAGUGGAGGACACCACUAUGUUACUAUGACCUUGCCAGUGGAUGCAGUUGUUUCUGUUGCUCCAGAAGAAACAUGGGGAAAAGUUCGUAAACUUCUAGUGGAUGCAAUUCAUAAUCAACUAACUGAUAUGGAAAAGUGUAUUUUGAGAUAUAUGAAAGGAACAUCUAUUGUGGUCCCUGAACCAUUGCACUUUUUAUUACCAAGAGAAAAAAGUCUUGUAACAAUUUCAUAUCCAUCAGGAAUCCCAGAUGGUCAGCUCCAGGCCUAUAGGAAGGAGCUACAUGAUACCUUCAAUCUGCCUCAUGACAGACCUUAUUUCAAAAGAUGUAAUGCUUAUCACUUUCCAGAUGAACCGUACAAAGAUGGUUACAUUAGAAACCCACAUACUUACCUUAAUCCACCUAACAUGGAGGCUGGCAUGAUUUAUGUGGUCCAGGGCACAUAUGGUUAUCAUCAUUAUAUGCAAGAUCGGAUAGAUGACAAUGGCUGGGGCUGUGCUUACCGAUCGCUGCAAACUAUCUGCUCUUGGUUCAGACACCAGGGAUACACAGAGAACCCCAUUCCAACACACAGGGAAAUUCAGCAGGCUCUAGUCGAUGCCGGUGACAAACCAGCCACAUUUGUCGGAUCACGGCAGUGGAUUGGAUCUAUUGAAGUACAGCUGGUACUAAACCAAUUGAUUGGUAUAACUUCAAAAAUACUGUUUGUCAGCCAAGGUUCAGAGAUGGCCUCUCAAGGACGGGAAUUGGCUAAUCAUUUCCAGAGUGAAGGCACUCCAGUAAUGAUUGGGGGAGGAGUUUUGGCCCACACAAUACUAGGAGUUGCCUGGAAUGAAAUGACAGGAGAGAUAAAAUUUCUGAUUCUAGACCCACAUUAUACCGGAGCUGAAGAUCUGCAAGUUAUUUUAGAAAAGAACUUUGCAGCUGCAAAACACCCUUGAUCCAGUAGUACACACAUAAAGCCAAGGUGCAGCCAGUCAGUAAAAUCUUGAUUGUCACCAGGCUGCAGCAGUAUAGGAGGCCUCAGGCACGUGCUGCCUUCUCUAGACUCCGCCUUCCUGUGGAGCUCUUUUGACAUUCCCCGGCCAGUCAUCUUGAAGAGGAGGCAGCUGUUUGCUGUUUGGCAGUUUUUUCUUCCCAGACUUCUACUAUUCCCGUGUACUUGCUGUUUGACACCCUUUCUACUCAUUUCCCUCUUAAAAAACUUCGGAUCUGGUUUCCAGGAGAAAGCCUAUACAUGCGGGGAAGUAUCACAAAAAAGGUUAUGACAGGAAUGUAUAUAAACAUGUAUAUAUAUAUAAACAGGGAUAUGUAUAACAUAUAUGUCUUUUAUAUGUGAAGAUACUUUUGGGCAUUAAAUAUAUUAAGUGUUAUAGAAAAAAAUUGAGUUAAAAAUAGGUUAUUAACAAACAGGUUUAAAAAACGAUCCAGUUUUAAAGGUGUUUACACAGAGAAGAAUUUAUUUCCUUUUUUAAAAAACUUUGAUCUUGUUUGAAUUUUUACAGCAUGUAUCUUAGUUCUGUAAUCAAGAAUGAAGAAAUAAAAAUAAUUCCAAUCAACUAUCCGUUCUCUACACUAAAAAAAAUAGUUCCAAUCAACUAUCCGUUCUCUACACUAAAAAACAGAGCUAAUAUACUAUCUUCUGUAGAUACUAUGGAUUUUGACUCUAGGUCCCUGCCAGAAUAUCCAGCAUCUUCAGAGUUGGUUAAAGGAUUAACCCUAGUGCUUGUCAGUGACAUUUUAAGAGUCCCCAGCUAGCCCCCUUGCAAGUAUUUCUCAAAACAUUUGAUAGUAAAGUAAAACAAGCAAAUCAUCAUGUUCUUAAUAAAUCAGUGGCCCUGAAAGAUAUCUGAUAAACUCUCAUUCAUGAUGAGAUUCCAUUUGAAAGUAAUUUUCUCUGCUGAAGGAUUAAUAUGGAUAUGUUAAGAAAUAAAAUUGGUUACAGCCUGACAGAAAUGAAAAAACGUACAAUUCACCUCCUGGAGCAAA